Messenger RNA from Closterium sp. Naga37s-1, 228 nucleotides. Lineage: Eukaryota; Viridiplantae; Streptophyta; Zygnematophyceae; Desmidiales; Closteriaceae. The record is from the annotation of a GenBank genome assembly.
AUGCCUCUUCUUCCGCCACCGAGAGUUUCUUCUUCGAGUCGUGCCGGUACCGUGAGCCUUGAGAAUGCGCAGGACCUUGCUGCCAGUGACGCCCGACACCUGCGCGAUACCGUGCGAGUCCCUCAGAAUGACGCCGAUCUGCGACGGCGUCAGACCCUUCUUCGCGAGCUUGCAGAUGUGCUCGUCGACCUGCCAUCAAUCAGUGGACAAAAAGUGCAGAAUGAAUGA